AUGAAGUUGUUGAUCAUCGCAAUGCUGGUAGUCGGGGCAGCCGCAGACUCAGACUCAGAGGGAGAACGGAUCAUUGGAGGAAGAAACUGCCGCUUUGGCUCGCGGCCCUACCAGGUGGCUCUCCUGAGGAACGGCCGUGUCACCUGUGGCGGGAGCCUGAUAGCCCCGAAGUGGGUGCUAACUGCUGCGCACUGCAGCAGACGAGGGAUCAGCUCCCUGCGGGUGCAUCUGGGGGAUUAUAAUCUACGGGUGAAAGAACCCACAGAACAGAUACGAAGAAUCCGCAAUUUCUUUGUGCACCCCAGUUAUAACCUCUGUCCUCGUGACAAUGACUUCAUGCUUCUGGAGUUGGAUAAGCCCGCUCAGCUCAACAACUACGUGAACACAAUCAACCUGGCUACCCGUUGUCCCUCUCCUGGAACACGAUGCAGUGUGUCGGGAUGGGGCACCAUCAGGUCCCCCCAAAGGCUGCGCCCAGCCAUCCUGCAGUGUGCAGAUGUCUAUAGCGUCAGCCAGGCCAGGUGCCAGGACGUUUACCGGGGCAGGAUCACGGAGAACAUGUUCUGCGCUGGCGUGGAACAGGGUGGCAUAAGCUCAUGCAAGGGGGAUUCAGGAGGCCCACUGGUCUGCAACGGGCAGCUGCAGGGCGUGGUCUCCUGGGGGAAGUCUGUCUGUGCCCUGCCGGGACAGCCCAGGGUCUUCGCCAAUGUCUGCAAAGCUGCCGAGUGGGUGAGGAGCACCAUAAGGAGGAAGUGUGUCAGAUCGGACUGA
Messenger RNA from Trachemys scripta elegans, 771 nucleotides. RefSeq names its product trypsin-3-like. Gene Ontology annotation, biological process: proteolysis. Gene Ontology annotation, molecular function: serine-type endopeptidase activity. The coding region runs from base 1 to 771 and encodes 256 amino acids. The record is from RefSeq and is a predicted model, not a curated record. The transcript has 5 exons. NCBI's taxonomy places the organism in Eukaryota, Metazoa, Chordata, Testudines, Emydidae.